This is a messenger RNA of Brienomyrus brachyistius, 1538 nucleotides long. Its product is annotated as homeobox protein HMX3-B-like. Gene Ontology annotation, cellular component: nucleus. Gene Ontology annotation, molecular function: DNA-binding transcription factor activity, RNA polymerase II-specific; RNA polymerase II transcription regulatory region sequence-specific DNA binding. The record is from RefSeq and is a predicted model, not a curated record. The transcript is spliced from 2 exons. Gene Ontology annotation, biological process: regulation of transcription by RNA polymerase II. The coding region runs from base 117 to 869 and encodes 250 amino acids. NCBI's taxonomy places the organism in Eukaryota, Metazoa, Chordata, Actinopteri, Osteoglossiformes, Mormyridae.
AGUUGUGAUUUUGGAGCAAUGGUGUUCGGAGUGCAUGGUCAGAUUGAACAGUUUUCUGGAAAUAGGGUAGAAAACCAGAAGCAGAAAUUCACGGUCUUAGGUACAUUCUGGAGAAUAUGAGCAAUGAAAUCAUGUCAGGCCGAGCUGUUUCGCUGAAAUUCACAAUUGACAGCAUUCUCAAUCUAAAGCAAAACAGCAAGAAUUUUGACGGAUUUCAUUCCAAGCAACAAAUUGACAAGAACAGUGAAAAUAUUUACCGCGAACAAGAAGACCAUGGUAUAAAAAGUGGACACGGAGCUGACUCUUUACAGAACUCAGAAAAAACAAAUACGGACUGCUGCAAGUACAUUGCUGGAGACGGCGUAAUCUGCUGCGCUGAAUCCCGGAGGAUCGUGGACUUACGCCCAAAGGGGGAGCUCAGUGAAAGCUGCGACCAAGGCGACUCGCAGCACAGAAUCACAAAGAAAAGCAAGCCGAUUGCCAAGAAGAAAACUCGCACAAUAUUUUCAAAAAGACAGAUUUUUCAGUUGGAAUCUACUUUCGACAUGAAAAGGUAUCUCAGCAGCGCGGAGCGGGCUUGUCUGGCCAAUUCUUUACAACUGACUGAGACGCAAGUAAAAAUUUGGUUUCAGAACCGCAGGAAUAAGCUGAAACGGCAGCUGUCAACGGAGAUGGAGAGACCUUCUGCUGACCAUUUCACGGUCGCCAACAAGACCAUGCUCCUUCCACCCCUUUACAAAGAAAACGACAUACUGGGUCGAUGCAUAUUACCAAUGCCUUUGCCUGUUGUGUACCCUGGAAAUAGCACGCCAUACCUCUGUUUUCCAGCUGCCAGCAAAUAUUUCAACCUUUUCGAUGGUGACUUAUGAUCCAAGGUGCUUCUCUUUCGGGAAAGUAGCUGGUGCGCGACGCCCGCGUCAGUAUGCGCGCGACAUUCUCCGUUUACAUUUCGUACUUUGGGAUAAAAGUAAUUGCGAAGUGCAAAUUGAGAUUUCUGGAUGAACAGCUUGGAAGUAAGCUUUUAUAGCCGUGACACCGAUGUGCUAUUUUAAUACGACAUGCUUCCGUUACAUUUUUGCUACAUUUGUUAUACUAUACCAUCUGAUAUGUGAAAACUGAUAUUCCCACUCGGUUAAACAUCGUAAAAGCAUAGACCGGCUUAUAUAUGUUAAAGAAGCGUCAAAACAUGUAUAGCCUAUCGUCUUCAUCCCUUAUUUUUUAUAAUGGAGGUAUAGCGUUUAUGGUUAAUUAAACGGUUCUUGUUUACAAGAACAGUUGGAAGUUAUGUAACAAAUAUCAUAGGCCUAGUAAUAACUUACAGUUGCAACAAUAAACACAGCCAAAGACAUUUUGAUCUUUGCCUCUAUGUAUCGUGUUAAACACUUUAUUAACAGGAUUUUUGGAUUAAGGCCAUUUAAAUGAAUGUAUGAACAUGUUUAUUUUGUUGACAUUUUUAAACAUGUUUAGAUGUAUCUGGUUGAUUUAUGUUAUUAUGUAUUAUUCUUAUUGUAUGUAUGACCGUAAAAGAUAACACCCAU